Molecule: messenger RNA, 3386 nt
Organism: Populus euphratica (Euphrates poplar)
Lineage: Eukaryota; Viridiplantae; Streptophyta; Magnoliopsida; Malpighiales; Salicaceae
Product: protein EARLY FLOWERING 3-like
Exons: 4
Coding region: 834-3176 (780 amino acids)
Biological process (GO): regulation of photoperiodism, flowering
Source: RefSeq, a predicted model, not a curated record
UUCUAUCCACCUGGGACCCACCGAGUCCACAACUUCUUUUCUUUAAAGGCUGAGCGUUGCUUUUAGGGGCGAGGAGAGGAGAAGAGAUCCUGUAUUGUGGAAUUUCAAGGCAGCCCUCUUCUCUAGCCAAAUCUAUCUUUUCCCGCAACAUAAAAUCAUCCCUUGAUUCUUUCUCCCUUUUUUUCCUCCCUUUACCCAGAUAGUAGGAACUGACCAUUACCCGUUUGUUUUUAACUAUGAGUUCUCCAUUAUUGUAUGCUGUUGUCAGUAUCGUGUCGUGUUUUUUUCUUGUGGCCACCUGAUUUUCUGCUCCCCGUUUGGUUUAAAGUUGAGCUAAAUAUCUUCUGGGCUGUCCAUUUGCACUCUAGAAAGUUUUGAUUUUUUUGAGGUCAGCUGCUUUUGGGUACUUGUAAAAUUUGUGUUUUCGACAAUAUUCUUUUCAUGUUCUCCUGUUGUUUGUUUUUGGUUUUCAAUCUGAAGAUUUGCUUUUCAUGAGAGUCACUCGAAAAAAAUUGUAAAUUCUUCGUAGAGUAGCAGCCUUUUGUCAUAUGGCCUAGCCUGCUCUCUCGUUUUUUUAUUCAUGGUUGAAUUUAUCCUCCAAGCUUGCUUUCUGGAACUACGUUGAUAUUUGGGUACUUGUACAAUAGAGCAAAUUCAAAAGGCAUUGCUUUUUAAUUAAAAAAAGAAAAAAUAUUUGAUUCUGGGUGACCCACUGUUUUAAUUUGCUAUCUAGAUAGGCAUUUUUUUUAAUAGUGAAUCUUGCUUAAAAAGGAUGGUGUUUGGAUAUUGCUGAAAGAAUAAGUAUAUUCGUGUAGAGCAAAAGAAAGUGGAAAAUGAGAGGGGCAAAGGAUGAGGAAAAGAUGAUGAGUCCUAUGUUUCCAAGACUUCACGUGAAUGAUGCAGAGAAAGGAGGGCCGAGGGCACCUCCAAGGAAUAAGAUGGCCCUGUAUGAACAGCUCUGUAUUCCUUCUCAAAGGUUUAGCUCUGGGUCAGGGUCCAUGCUGCCUGUUCUUCCUAAAAACGACAGCAGCUUGGCCCCUUCAAUCUCCUCAAGCUAUGGGACUGGCCAUGAAAGGAGUGUUUUUACUCCAGUUAGUAACUCCCCAACACCUUUGCAUUUGACUGAGAAGCUUUUUUAUUAUUCCUCUGGAGGAGUUAAGUCAAGCGCUCUGAUGACAAGUCAGGAAAAAUUUGUGGAAGUUACAAAUGAUCAAAACUUGAAUACCUCUCGGCCAUUGUCAUUCAGUGCUACUUGCAAUUCAUUUCAAUCACACAAGGUCUCCGACUUUAAGAACUUUUCAUGGAAGAAGCUUGGAGAUGAAAAUGACUCUAGAUUUCAUAGCUCUGCCCAGUCAGGAUCAAAUCUUUAUUGUAACAACAGUCAGCACAGUAAAGAUCAAGAAAAUCAGCAUUGUUUGAACUUGAGCUUCUCUGUGCAAUUUCAAAAUACUACUGAAACCCAGAAGAAAAAAACUGGCACCAUAAAUGUAAAGGAAAUAGACCAUAUGAGAAUACAAAUAGAAGACAAUGGAAAAGUAUUUGAGGCUUGCCAGAAUUCCAUGGAAAAAUUUGCUACAGUCUCAUCAAUUAAAGAUAAACCUUCAGUAUCAAGCCCAUCAGGAAAAAUUAGAAGUACCAAAUCAUUAAAGCGAACAUAUUCAUCUUCAAAUCAAGAGUGUAGAAAGAAUUCAGUGAAUGUCCUCAAAUGCUUACCUGGUACAAAUGAACAGUUGAAUCAAGAGCUUGCCACAGUGCCAGACAAGACUGUCAUCGGGGAUAAUAUUUUGGUGGAAUACCGAGUUGUCACAGGCAAGGAAAAUCCCUCCAAGGUGAGAAGUGAAUUAUAUUCAAGGGCGUUGCUUCAAGAUGAUAACAGAAAUCGUUGUGGGCUUGAGAAAAGAAGCAAGUACCGUGAAGACAAGCAAUCUGGGUCGUUGAAAGCAGGAGAUCUUGAAAGGAAUGAUGAUGAUGCAGAAACUUCCAUGGUGGACUCCGUAACUGCUCUGGAGAUUACUCCUGAUGAUGUUGUAGGAGUAAUAGGUGAGAAACAAUUCUGGAAAGCAAGAAGAGCCAUCGUCAAUCAACAAAGAGUCUUUGCCGUGCAAGUAUUUGAGUUGCAUAGACUCAUAAAGGUUCAAAAAUUGAUUGCUGGAUCUCCGCAUCUAUUGCUUGAAGAUAACUUUUAUGUGGGAAGAGCUUCCUUGAAGGUAUCCCAGAUCACCAAGGUACCGUCUAAGUGUGCCAUGAUUAUUAAACCAAAUGAUCAUUCACAAAAGCAGUCUAAGUGUGCCUUGAUUGUUAAACCAAAUGAUCAUUCACAAAAGCAGCAUACGAGCGCUGACUUUGCAGGAGAGAAUGUAGUUGGGAAGCUUCCCCUUCCUUCCACUAAUGAUGAAACUAGUAAAGAACAUAUUAGCCAGCGAUCAAAUUAUUCAGGAAGCGCACCACCAGCUCCUGUGGCUACCAUCGCCAAACCAUCUCCAUGGUCUUAUCCACCACCAGGAAAUCAGUGGCUAGUGCCUGUCAUGUCACCUUCUGAGGGACUUGUUUACAAGCCCUAUGCAGGACCAUGUCCUCCAGUUACUAGAUUCAUGGCACCAGUUUAUGGCAGCUGUGGUCCAAUCAGCCUUGCUCCAGGUGGCGGAGACUUUUUGAAUGCAGCAUACAGCGUUUCAGCUUCUAACCAUGAAGAAAUUGGUAUCCUUCCUGGAAACCCUCAUUUUGGGCAGACUUUCUUUCAACCAUUCGGCAUGCCAGUCAUGAACCCAUCCAUAUGCGACUCUGCAGUAGAGCAGAUUAGCCCUCACAAUGGACCACAGUCAAAGGACAAUCAGUUAGCAGUUGGAGACACUAAUUUCAACAUCCCUCUUCAGAGUUCAUGUAACAUGUCAAACCAGAUGAGCAGAGUGAUCUCCUGUUGUGUUGAGAAUUUUCAAGGAUCAAAAGAAAGUGAGAUCCAGGGAAGUUCUGCAGGUAAUCUCCCUAAGAUGUCCAAAUCAAAUGCACUUCCUCUUUUUCCGAUGGAACCAACACUUCAAGCAUCCUAUCCAAAUGCACAAAUAAAUGAGCAGCAGGCACGUGUGAUUAAGGUUGUACCUCACAACCCUAGAUCAGCAACUGAAUCAGCUGCCCGAAUUUUCCAAUCCAUACAAGAAGAGAGAAGACAGUAUGAUUAGUUUGUUGGGAAUGCCUGCGCUCCAGUACGAGGAAAAUGAUAGCUAUUUAACAGUCUUGGCAGAUGUAUUUUCCUUUGUAAUUUGUAAUUCUACCAUAUAUGUUACGUCUUGUAAAUAUAUUGUCGAAAGAGAAUUGUAUGUGAGGCGAUCCUCAAUGUUUCAAGCAGGUUGUUUGCUUUGUCUUCGUAUAAAUAAAUGCCUUCUGUUCUA